AUGAUUCUUGAAGGCAAGCUCCAGCUGACCAAGGUUUUGGGCACCGGUGCCUACGGAGUUGUUUAUGGUGCCGUCGAUAUCAACACCAGGAGGCGCGAGAUUCGACUCCACUACGAGGCAUCUGAACAUCCCAACGUGGUCUCCAUGCUCAGGAUCGUGGACCGCCCAGACUGCAUCUAUGUUGUUUUGGAGUAUUGCCCCGAAGGCGAUCUCUUUUACAACAUCACCGAGUGCGGACAGUACGUUGGCAAGGAUGAGCUUUCCAAGCGAGUCUUCCUCCAAAUCCUGGACGCCGUCGAGCACUGCCACAACCGGGGAAUCUACCAUAGGGACCUGAAGCCCGAGAACAUCCUGGUCACCGACAACGGCGAGACGGUCAAGCUUGCCGACUUUGGACUUGCGACUUCUGCCCCCGUUCGGACGACUACGGAUAGGCCCUACUACCUCUGUGCGCCAAACGACGUCUGGAGCCUUGGUGUCAUCUUGGUUAACCUAACUUGUGGCCGCAACCCCUGGAAGCAGGCUUCUGUUGAGGAUUCCACAUACCGGGCUUUUGCCAGGAACCCUGACUUCUUGAAGGCUAUCCUUCCCCUCACGGACGAGCUUAACGACGUCUUGCGAAGGAUCUUCUCCCAGAACCCCGACCAGCGAAUCACGCUCCCCGAGCUCCGCGAGCGAGUUCUUGCUUGCUCAAGCUUUACGAUCCCGGCUGUUCCCGCCAAUGUGCAAACGCCACCCAGGUCUCCCGAACCUAUUCAAUACGUUGACUAUGAUGAGGACGCCAUCAUCGACGAUGCCGAUUACGAUGCUCCUCUUUCUCCCGCCUCGACCGAUUCCCUCUCCGACGAAGGUUCCCUCACCUCCAGCGUAGAAAGCGUGGAGGAUUUGGAGGAUGCUUUCAUGGAGGAACAACACAUGCCCACCCAGCCCGCUACUCUCUUCGACGCCCAAGAACCGACCAUGGUCAUGUUCCCUAACCAGGAGUAUGUACCUCACGCCUACACGGGACCCGUGCCGGUCUCGGUCCCAAUCCAGGAACCGAUGCCGAUGCAUCACGUAUCAGCUGCGCCCAUUCCCAUCACCGCACCAGUUCAGGUUCCCAACUGCGCCCCCAAGGCCGCCUCAACCUUCUGGUGGUGGGAUGUGAUGAAGUAUGCCCAGCCGGUACUGCAACCGCAUGUGCCCUUCCAUCAACAGGUCCCACUCUUUGCUGCUCUCCAGGGAUAUUGA
Parascedosporium putredinis is the source of this 1230-nucleotide messenger RNA. The record is from the annotation of a GenBank genome assembly. NCBI's taxonomy places the organism in Eukaryota, Fungi, Ascomycota, Sordariomycetes, Microascales, Microascaceae.